AGCUUUUGUAGGGCUACGCGAUGAAAUCUACCCAAACUUCGCAUUCGUCUAUUUACAGUCGGAAAAGUCGGUGUCGAUGACCACCCAGCAGCUGGGCUGACAUCAAGAAUACGUAUCCUCGAGAGCAGGCUGUGCCUCAUUUCUUCAAUACUUAAUAUCAUAAUUCCUUCCAUCUGAAACACUUUCUCAUACAACCUUCACGACGUCGAAGUACCAGUAUACCAUCGACAUUCAAGAUGGAAGUCCACGUACUUGAUAACUAUUAUCUUGCCAUCACUCUUCUAAUUACUAUUGGAUAUCAACUAUUUUUCUUCUCCAUUGCAUUUUCUCUGAAGUUUGACAAGCUCACUGACUUCGCUGGCGGAACCAAUUUCGUCGUCUUAGCUAUCAUUACCCUCGCAUUCAGCGGCCAUCACAAUGCACGUCAAAUCGUAUGCUCGUUAUUCAUCAUGGUCUGGGGCGCUCGUCUCUCCGCCUUCCUCUUAUUCCGCAUCUUGAAGACUGGCAAAGACGAUCGGUUCGACGACAAGCGCGACAAAUUCUUCCCCUUCUUGGGCUUCUGGGUAUUCCAGAUGAUCUGGGUCUGGACGGUCUCUCUGCCAGUCACAGUCCUCAACUCGCCAAACGUUACUCAGUACCCGCAACCCGCUUUCGGCACCGGAAGAGACAUUGCGGGUGUGAUCUUGUAUGCGAUUGGGAUGAUUAUGGAGAGUGUCAGUGAUGUGCAGAAGUAUCUGUUUAAGGCUAGGCAAAGUGAUAAAUCUGCCAUCUGCGACAAGGGAUUCUUUUCCUGGACCAGACAUCCGAAUUACUUUGGCGAGAUAAUCAUCCAGUUCGGCAUCUACAUGAUCGCAGUCUCCCCAGCGGCAAAUGGCUACGUUAAGGGACAAGCAUACAAAGCCCUCUACGCCACGAUCCUCGGCCCCUUCUUCCUCACCAUCCUCCUGAUGUUCGUAUCCGGCCUAACGCUCCAAGAACGCCCCGGCGCGAAGAAGCGAUACGAGAAGAACAACCAUUGGGAGGAAUACUCGAGAUAUCUGAACCGAACGAGUAUCUUGAUCCCAUUCCCACCUCAACUAUACGAGAAGAUGCCUACUAUCUUGAAGAGAACCAUCUUCUUAGAAUUCCCAAUCUACGUCUUCGAUCCAGCGAAGCAUUCGGAUGCCGGGAAAGGACAGUCGGGGGCAGAAGAGGGAAAUGCUCAUAAACCAAGCACAAGCACGGAUAAUAGGCAAAGUGGAGAUCGCUUAGUUAAUAACCAGUGAAUGGGAAUCGAAGAAUAGGAUAAUGUCUAUAGUAUGAACCGAACAUAGCAAAGGCGUUUAAGGGCUACGAUGUCAUGUAUAAUGCAGUACUGUACUUUCUUAAUCCUCCAAUAGCUUUGAAGUUAGCACAUCCUUGCAAUAAUCAUGUGAUCGGGCGAAUGAGUC
Molecule: messenger RNA, 1430 nt
Organism: Mollisia scopiformis
Lineage: Eukaryota; Fungi; Ascomycota; Leotiomycetes; Helotiales; Mollisiaceae
Product: oxidoreductase-like protein
Exons: 3
Coding region: 237-1265 (342 amino acids)
Biological process (GO): lipid metabolic process
Cellular component (GO): membrane
Molecular function (GO): oxidoreductase activity, acting on the CH-CH group of donors
Source: RefSeq, a predicted model, not a curated record